AUGGCAACUCGCACUCUUGAAUCACGCUUCGAGCUCAUGUCCGUGAAUGACGAGAAUGAUCCCGGUGAUGGAACCAAGUAUCAAAAACCAAAGAAGGUCCCCACUACUGCAUCGAGUUCCCAGUUAUCUCAACACUCAAGUCGUUCCAAUCUUCUCAAGAUCGCAUUACAAAAUCAAAACACAACAAGCACGAUAGUCACGGUUCCCUCUCAAGCAGCACAAUGGCGAGGGUCGCACAUUCCCAAUGGCUCCGGCUCACCUCCACGAAAGGCUGCUUCUGGCUCUUCUCGUGGCUCUGAUGAAAUCGUCAAAGUCGAACGCAAAUCAAAUCCAAUCUACGAGCAGCCGGCACCACCAAAACAAUUUCACCUCGGCAUGUUUGAAAUUGGUCGCCCUUUGGGGAAGGGAAAAUUUGGUCGCGUAUAUCUGGCCAGAGAACGAAGCUCUGGAUUUGUUUGUGCCUUGAAGGUCCUACAUAAGAACGAGUUGCAGCAAGGCAAGGUCGAGAAGCAAGUUCGAAGAGAAAUUGAGAUCCAAAGCAAUCUACGACACCCGAACAUACUUCAACUAUAUGGCUUUUUCCAUGACAGCAAGAGGGUCUUCUUGAUACUGGAAUUUGCAGGCAAAGGAGAACUGUACAAGCAUCUUCGUCGCGAGAACCGAUUUCCUGAAUGGAAAGCAGCUCAAUAUAUCGCCCAGAUGACUGCCGCCUUGAAGUAUCUGCACAAAAAGCAUGUCAUGCACCGCGAUAUUAAACCGGAAAAUAUUCUUGUUGGGAUACACGGCGAAAUCAAGAUUUCGGAUUUCGGUUGGAGUGUACAUGCACCAAACAACAGAAGAAACACGAUGUGUGGAACACUGGAUUACCUACCUCCGGAGAUGAUCAAGCCAGGAAGCCAGGAUAACUACUAUAGCGAGAAGGUUGACUUGUGGAGUUUGGGCGUAUUGAUGUACGAGUUUUUGGUUGGCGAAGCACCGUUCGAGGAUACUCCUGUCAUGACCCAACGGAGGAUUGCAAGGGGGGAGAUGACAAUACCCGGCUUCGUUAGUCCAGAAGCAAGAGAUCUGAUCAAGAGGCUUCUGGUCCUGGAUCCAGAGAAGAGAAUUCCUCUCGAACAGGUCCAAAAACAUCCUUGGAUAGUCAAACACUGUGUAAAGGGCGAGCGAGCCAGUUUACGGGAUUCGAAGUCAACUGGUAGCAAAUCCUCCGCAGAGCGUGAUGAGUGA
Amorphotheca resinae ATCC 22711 is the source of this 1227-nucleotide messenger RNA. RefSeq lists its product as hypothetical. Gene Ontology annotation, cellular component: spindle midzone; chromosome passenger complex; spindle pole centrosome. NCBI's taxonomy places the organism in Eukaryota, Fungi, Ascomycota, Leotiomycetes, Helotiales, Amorphothecaceae. Gene Ontology annotation, molecular function: protein kinase activity; ATP binding. The record is from RefSeq and is a predicted model, not a curated record. Gene Ontology annotation, biological process: mitotic spindle organization; regulation of cytokinesis; protein phosphorylation. The coding region runs from base 1 to 1227 and encodes 408 amino acids. The transcript is spliced from 3 exons.